GGCCCUAGGUGAUGCGAUUUCUUUAAUGACCUUGCAUGCCCUAAUCCCUUGGACAUGACAUUUUGGCAUUCUACAUUUAAUAAUUCAUUUUAUUUAUUCACAUAUCAUACAUGAAUAACAAUAAAACUAUAAAAGCAGAAGCUUGAUGAUCAUUAAUCAAAGGUUCUGGUCCUCCAAGUUUUGGUCGGCUGACAUGUUUUAUAUGCAUGGAGCCAAAUCUAUGAGCAUGACACGUCUGAAUCGAACCAUCACAGGGUAAUAGCAGGAAGAGGGAAGGAAGUGAAACAUUUCCUUUUUGGUAAAUUUCAAUGUUAAUAUUGUUAUUUUAGAAUUAGUUGUCAUUAUGAUUGGCACGUGAUUAUGAUAGCAGACAGAGAUUCUUUCCUGUGACAAUGGUAUUUCUGUAUUUAUAUUACAGAUUUGACUUGGAAAAAAGAAAUAUAUACUGUACAGUAUAAUCACUUGGCUUAGUUGGCUAUGAUUCAAGUUGGUUGCAACUUGCAGGUGACAUUGAAGCAAACCUUUGUUGGAAAUGGCAUGAUGAAAUUGAAUUCCAGUCUACAUUAUCUGUGACAAAUUGUUAUUUUGUACAGAGGAUGAAAGAAAAGUACAAAAUAAAAUUCCAUUGACUGAUUUUUCCAGAACACUAGAAUUGAUUAACAUUUUUUUUCUAAGUGGCCUACUCUGUGAAUUGGAAAAUGAUUGGUGCAUGUUUCCUUUCAGCAUGAUAAUUGCACUUUGAGGCAAAAACAAUAUUCAUGGUUGAGGAACAAGCAUUUUAUUUUCAGGCAUAUUUCUUGAGGAUUUAUUCUUUGACAAACCAUAAUAAUUGAAUAAUCUUUCUGAUAAGUUUCUGUUAGAUUUUUGCUAUGAAAUGUCUGCUUUUGGCAGUGAUUCCUCAAAACAUGAAGCAAAAUUAUUUAGCAUCAUUCAUGUUUCAUUAUAUUUUAAGGUUUUGGAUUUUAGAAUUAAUAGUUUAUAAGUGAUCGUUUCUGUAUUGAUACUUGUUUUAUAUUGGAGAUUUCAUAUAAAUUAACUUCAAUAACAAAAGAUAAUAAUGUCAGUUGCUGUGAUAUAUAAGGAUAGAAGUGUUGUCUCCAGCAGGCUCUACAACAUGAAAGACACAAGGGCCCCUAUUUUGAAGUUGGUUUUGAAUUAAACUCUGGUUUAAAGUUGUAGUUUAACUUUAAAUAGCCAAUUGUGACAUAAAUCUCAAACAGUAGAGGUUCAAUGUAUCAGACAAUUCAACUCUCAAAUCAUUCUUUAAUAACUGUCUUGGAAAGAAGAAUGUUAUAAUUGUCUUCACCCAGGAAGAAUUCAGGAAGAGCGCUGUAAACAUAAGUAACAUGCAGUGUAGGUCUAAACAAAUUUUGACAUUUUUGGCUUCCCAUAAUUUUAGCACAAAGUUAGACUGGUCUAAGUUAAACCAGACUUCGGGAAUACAGGCCAAUGUCCGCAUUUGUAAUUCAGUAUAUUAACCCUCAAAGAAAUGUUAGAUUAUCAUCUUUUCUUUUCUUCUGUAUAAAAUCACAGGAGGAUAUGGGUUUGACUGAUCAGAAGGCUGCACCUUUACGCUCUAGGGAUAUGAAGAUCAAGAGAGAAAUGGUGCUUCAAUACAUGAAGAGACAGGGCCCAUCAGCUGCAGGGCGUAACGACUCCCAGAUGAAACCUGGUGAUUAUGUCAUCGAGCUGCACAGCACGGCUGCCAGCGAUUCCAGUAGAUACCACUCCAUCCUGAGCUCCCUACGUGUGUCUCUCACCAGUAAUCCCAUUAGCUGGGUGCAACAGUUUGGUGAGAAAGGACUGGAUAUCAUCUUGAAGAUUCUUCACGAUUACAAUCAAAGGGAAGGAAAGAAGUAUGCAGAUGUGAGGCAUGAAUGCAUCAAAUGUAUCAAGGCUUUCAUGAACAACAAGUAUGGAAUUCAGACUGUAUUUGCCAAGGACCGUGCCAUCAUCCACAUAGCAUCAGCGUUGAAUCCACAGUAUGAAAACAUGAUGAUCGAUACAACCAAGCUAUUAGCUGCUGUCUGCUUUGUGCCUCCUGAUGGACAUGAAAAAGUACUAUCUGCUUUAACAGAGGUUGGUGAGACCAAAUCCAGUCCCAGAUUUUCAUCCAUUGUAGAGGCUUUACAGCUAGAGGACAACCCUCAACUCAUGUGUGUAUGUAUGCAGCUAGUGAAUGCCCUUAUAUCAAACCCUGAGGAUCUAGACUUCAGAUUACAUCUUAGGAAUGAAUUCCUUAGGACUGGAAUGAUCAACAUCUUGCCAGAGCUACGUGAUAAUCCAAGUGAAGAGUUAGGUGUUCAGAUGAGAGUCUUUGAUGAGCACAGAGAAGAUGACUUUGAAGAGUUUCAGCAUAGAUUUGAAGGCCUCCGCAUCGAGAUGGAUGACCUUGAAGGUAACUUCCAGCUUCUCCAGCAAGUCGUAGCCAACUCACCAUCAGAGAACUACUUCCUAUCUAUCCUUCAACAUCUCAUACUGAUCAGGGAGGAUGUCUACAUAAGGCCACAGUACUUCAAAUUAAUAGAGGAAUGUAUAUCUCAGAUUGUGCUUCAUAAAAGCGGUUGUGAUCCUGACUUCACCUACACCAAGCGAUUUGAUGUGGAUGUAGAACCACUAAUAGAGGGAUUAGCAGAGAAGGCUAAAUAUGAAACCAUGGAAGGCAAGGCAGUCAAACUUGAAAAAGAGUUGGAGCAAGAGGUAACGGCGAGGCAGGAAUCAGAAGCCAAACUAAAUCAAGCCAAUAAGAAAGCCGAAGAAAUGGAGAAAGAACUUGAGGAAUUAAAACGACAGAUUGCAAGUGGAGCCAUUGUUGCAAGUGCAGGUCCUCCCCCACCACCUCCACCACCCGGGGGAGGCGGUGUUCCUCCCCCUCCCCCACCCCCACCAGUAGGCCCUGGUAUCCCACCACCACCACCACCACCAUUCCCUGGUGGGGGUGGUGUCCCUCCCCCUCCCCCACCACCAGGGGGUGGUCCACCCCCACCCCCUCCACUACCUGGUAUGGGUGGUCCACCUCCCCCUCCUCCACCCGGUGGUGGACCCCCAGGACCCCCUCCACCACCUGGUGGUGUACCAAUGAUCGGUGGUUUUGGUAUGAAGGCAGCCUCUCCAGCACAGUCUCUACCCCAUGGUAUGAAGGAGAAGAAGAAGUACAACCCUCAGACUCCAAUGAAGAGAGCUAAUUGGAGCAAGAUCCAACCAAGAACACUUAAGAAGAAUUCAUUAUGGGUCAAUGCUAAAGAGGAGAAACUAGAGAAAAAGGAGGUUUUAGAACAGCUAGCAUCCUUAUUCGCAUCCAAGCCAGGAAAGAAGCUAGGAGGUGGUGGUAUCGAAGCCGAUGUUGAUGGUAAGACAGAACCUAAGAAGAAGGUGAAGGAACUGAAGGUAUUGAGUGCCAAGGAGGCUCAGAACCUCUCAAUCUGGCUUGGUUCAAUGCGCAUACCUCAUGAAGAGAUCAAGAGACGUAUCUUAGAGAUCGACGAAGAACACUUGAAUGAAGGCUUGAUCCAAUCAUUAUUAAAGAAUAUGCCUGAGACUGAGACUAUUCAACAGGUGUAUGCUCUUAAGGAUGAAUUCAAUGAUAUGAAUGAAGCUGAGCAGUUUUGUGUUCUAGUUGGAAAUAUCAAGGGCCUUCAGAAGAGGUUACAGUCUAUCCUAUUCAAGAUGAAGUUCCCAGAACUUGUAUCGGACAUCAAACCAAACAUUGCCACGGUAACCAAAGCAUGUGAAGAGCUGAGGUAUAGCAUAAGUUUCAACAAAGUUCUCGAGUUGAUUCUUCUCUUUGGUAACUACAUGAACUCGGGGUCAAGGAAUGCAGGGUCAUUAGGAUUUGAUCUCAAUUUCUUAACAAAGCUAAGAGGUACCAAGUCAAUGGAUAACAAGAUCAACUUCCUGAACUUCUUGGCUGAUCAGAUUCAGAACGUGUACCCUGAGCUAGCUGAGUUUCCAGAGACAGUAACCCAUGCUGUCAGGGCAUCAAGAGUAUCUGACGAGAACAUCCAAAAGAACAUGAAGCAGAUGAAGAAUGAAAUCAAAGGAUUGGAGAAGGAUUUAGACAAGUACAAACCAGUGGCUAAUGUCAAUGAUGGUUUCAAGCCUAUCAUGGAGGAGUUCUUGAAGAAGGCUAAAGAGCAGUACAAGGUUCUAGAAGGCAUGUAUGACCAGAUGAAGGAACUGUAUACCAAGAUUGCCGAGUUCUAUGCCUUUGACAUGUCCAAGAAAUCCAUGGAAGAAUUCUUUGGUGAUAUCAAGACCUUCCUGGCAGAAUAUGAUCAAUCCAAGCAGGAGAACAAGAAGAGGUUAGAAGCUGAGGAGAAGGCCAAGAAAGCCAAAGAAGCUAAGGAGAAGAAAGAAAGAGAGAAGAAGAUGAAAUCACAUAGAAAGAACAAUCUACUAGAUAUGACCAUAGAUGAUGACCAAGAAGGAGUGAUGGAUAACUUGAUAGAGGCCUUACAGAGUGGAUCAGCCUUCAGUAGACCACAUAAGAAACGAGGACCAGCUAGAGCAGCCGGAGCUGAGAGACAGCGGCAAUUGGAAAGAUCGAGGUCAAGGGUCGGGAGGAUGAUGCCUGUUUCAUUAACGGAAAUCGAUAUCAAUGGAAGUGCCUCACCGAACGUAGUCAGAUCAAAUAAUACAAACAAUGGUGGUGGAAGAACUAGGGGAAGGAGAGGAGGUGACAAAGAAGGACAAGAUGGUGAUGCUUUGAUGGAAAGAUUAAGACAAUUAUAGUACAGGAUCAAUGUUGGAUUGCAAAGCCAACACGGGACAACAUGAUCAUGAAAGUUCAUCUGUGUUGGUAAAAGAUAACGAUUUUGUUGAACUUUGGUUCACAACACAAAAAAACAGAAAAUAACGAAGAGUUACCUCGAAAUUUUCGGCUGCUAACAGGACAACAUGUGUGGGACUGAAGCAGGAAAAGCUGUUGGAUAUUUAGCCAACAUGAAAUAGGAUGUGUGGGACAUAUGCCUUGAAUAUCACUGUAUACCAAUUGCCAUAUAUCAUAAAUGGGACCGAGGCAUAUGUUGCCUAGAGCAUGGAUCAGAGCCAUGAGGAAUAUUUCAGAUGUCAAACCAACACCAUUGAUCAUGAAUGGGAUCGAGUCAAGAUUUUAGCCGACAGAGAAGUAUGUAUGUGGGACCAUGGUUUGGAAGAACCUAUUAAUGUUCAGUCACUACCAAGAAAAUAUGGGACUGUAGGGCAUAAUGCGGAAGAAUGUCCCAAGAACCCUGUAGGCUGUAACUGACAUCGGGAAAUCAUGCCAUCACCAAAACUUCUCCCAUAGCUGAGGCACGUCAAGGAGCAUUGAAUAUUACCAUGUCUGUUCUUAUGCAGAGUAGGACAACGAAGAUGAAACCAAAUACCAACCACAAACAAGCCUUCCAGAUUGGGUUCGACACUUGUCCGAGCACCAACACCAGAUCCACCAAAAGAGCAUUUUGAAAGAUUCAGAAAUACACAUGUAUACGUCAAGUGUUCUUUUGUAAUGUGAGUUUUGCGUAAGGCUUCCGAACAUGGGCCAUUACUGACAGUACAUGUCCCAGCCCCCGCCAUUUUCUCCACAGUUCUAUAUAUUUUUCAUAUCUUGUCAAUCUGACCUACAUACAUCACUUUUUGGUUGGCCUAGGUCCUUAUUUUUAUUAGGAGACUGAACUUUGGAAUCAAAGUACUCCUAUCAUUAUUUUGUCUGUCUGGUAUACCUGCCUCCUCUAUCAUUAAUAUACUACACAUCCAUUUUUGUCACUGCUGUAACUGCUAUGUAGGCCACAUUCAAAUUGCGGGUAAGUCUACUUGAGAUUUAAUUGUCAUAAUGGCAUUUGGUCCAAUUUUCAUGACCUUUGACUAUUUAGGCCAAAUACUAUAUCGAUUUAGCUGAACUAUGAUAAACUGAAUGUUAUUAGCCAAAUGGAAUAAUGGACCAAUUGCUUAUAAUGGCAAGUAGAAAUGAGAUGGAACGGUAAGUUGACUAGUUGAAGAGCUCAGUGGUACAUGCAGCCUAUCCGUUGGCUACUCCUGGUUUAUUAAAAAAAAAUAAUCAGUAUUUUUACUGAAAGGAAAUAUUAAUGUAGUAGGUGUUCCUAACCCAUGUCACAGCAGUGACAAAGAAAGUAUUUUAAUUAUUUGUUUUGGUUUGGCUCCAUGUCUCCAAACAAAAACAUUAUUAUCAUUAGUUUAUCAAUUUUGUGUAUUUUCUUAACUCAAGAUUUUAAAGAUGGUGGUAUAAUCUUUCAACAUAUAUUUCAAAUUUUGUGGAUUUUUCAUCAAUCUAAUACAUUACUAUUAAUGAUGCUUUUGAUAGCCAAAUUUAUAUAGUGCUUUUUUCCAGAGGAUAAAACACUCAACUACUAUUUAAAGGCAUUAUUUAGCUUAUCCUAGUUCUGACCUACUUUCUGUCAUGAUUCUGAGUUUGAAUUAUGCUGAAAUUACAAAUAUAUUCUAGAUAUACAGUGCAUCCUAGAAAAGGGGAUACCUAGGAUUCUCAUUCUUUUUAUCAGCAUAGCCAUAGGCAAAUAUGAUAUGGAAUGGUCACAUGUACAUGAGCAUAUGAAGUGAGAGUGAAAACAAAGUCACUCAGGACUAUCUUUCUAUCAUUCUUGACAAUUUAAAAACUUUUUAUUGUAUGUAAUCUGCCAUGCAUGGAUUAUUUACCUGGUAUUAACUCUCUAAUCAAAGACUAGAUGAUUAAACUUCACAAGUCAAAUUUGAAGUCAAUAUACAGUUGGAUUUUAAAGUUGACAUCGACGUUCCACACAUACUGCUCAACUUAACAGAAAUUAAAUCUUUGGAAAUGUACAGGGUUUCCACAAUGAAUCUGGUAUCAAGGGAUCAUUGUGCUCUUUUUUUUUUUUACUCGGAUGUAUCAUGUAUCAAAUGUUGAAAUAUAUCUCGGUGUGAUUAUAUAAAUUUGAAAAACCAAAUAUUUGGGCAAAACUUUGUUAAUGUUUACAUGAAUUUUUGCUUAGUUUCCUCACCAAACACAUCUUUUAAUUGCUUUUGUUGUUGCUCUUAAUAAAACAAGACGAUAGGAGAAAUACUUUGCAACUACAGUUCAUUAAUAUAUUUAACAGUGAUUUCAAAUAGCUUUAAAUGUGGCUUUAUCCUUUGAAACUGAAUUGUUCAUGUACGCUUCUAACAUUCAACAUUUUCAUAUUUAAAGAUCAGAAAAUUGAUUUUAUCUCCAGAAAUACUUGUUACCAUGGAGAUAUAGUAUCACACAGAGGGACAAUUUGUGUGUCUAAUUUCCGUGGUUUAUUAAAACUUUUCCAUUCCAUCUUUGUCUUAUCAAUAAUGAAAUCAGGAUUUUUUUUUUCUGGGAUGCACUGUAUACAAGGGUUGGGCUGGGGGGGAAAACCUGCAAAAAAAAUCAGGAGCUUCAGAAUCAGUACUACCUAAGAACUUUGGAAAUAAAUGCUAUCGAAUGCCUCCUUUAACAAAGAAGUUCAUCAAAAGUAAAAUUAAAGCUUUCAUUUUUUAAAUGUACAUGUAUGCUCUUCAUUAGAAAUAUUCUACUAGAGUUGUUAUAUUUUUCUAUGUUACCUUUGGGGAAUAUCAAACUUGCGUAUAUUCUAAAAUGUAUCUAAUUGGUUUCAUGUGUAUACAAAUGUAUUUAAUUCUCUUUGCCUCUGUGAUUAGAUUUUGUAUUAAAGAGGUGACAGGGAUAUGUUUAUAUAAUGUACAUAUAUUUUCCAUGAAGAGAAUACAAAAAAAUAUACGUAACAGA
Lytechinus pictus (painted urchin) is the source of this 7720-nucleotide messenger RNA. Its product is annotated as protein diaphanous homolog 2-like. Gene Ontology annotation, biological process: actin cytoskeleton organization; actin filament polymerization. The record is from RefSeq and is a predicted model, not a curated record. The transcript is spliced from 22 exons. Gene Ontology annotation, cellular component: actin filament. The coding region runs from base 1450 to 4731 and encodes 1093 amino acids. NCBI's taxonomy places the organism in Eukaryota, Metazoa, Echinodermata, Echinoidea, Temnopleuroida, Toxopneustidae. Gene Ontology annotation, molecular function: small GTPase binding; actin binding.